Molecule: messenger RNA, 2118 nt
Organism: Aureobasidium pullulans EXF-150
Lineage: Eukaryota; Fungi; Ascomycota; Dothideomycetes; Dothideales; Saccotheciaceae
Product: NOL1/NOP2/sun family putative RNA met
Exons: 1
Coding region: 1-2118 (705 amino acids)
Biological process (GO): maturation of LSU-rRNA; rRNA base methylation
Cellular component (GO): nucleolus
Molecular function (GO): rRNA (cytosine-C5-)-methyltransferase activity; RNA binding
Source: RefSeq, a predicted model, not a curated record
AUGGCACCGAGUCGUCGUAUGCAAAAGCAGGGUGUUCCCGGACCCCUGGAUGAAUCCCUGGUUUCAAGAAAGAGAAAGGACGCCCCCCCGCCGCCCGAGGUCACAUAUAAGAAACGCAGAACCGAUCCUAACAAGCCAAAGAACUCGGCGGCAAAGAAGUCCACCAAGGGCCAAUUCGCAACAAACGGAAAGACACCCAAGACUGCAGGAAAGAAGGCACAGCAAUUGGUCGAGUCGGACGAUGAACAUGUCAGCGACGCUUCAGAUGCCGCCGACGAUUUGGGCGUGCUCGAGUCGGACGACGAGCCUGCCGAGGACGACGAUUUCAUGGACUCCGACGACCCCGACGUGCAGCGCGCCAUGUGGUCCGAAGACGAGGAUGCCUCAGACGCCGAAGAGAUUCUGAACGCCGCCAACAUUGCCGGCCUGUCAGGUCGCCUCGACGAAGAAGCUGCCCAAGAGGCUGCCGAUGCCCAAGCCGAACUGGAGGACGAUGCCAUGCAGACCAACAUUGCUGCCGCCGACAUUCCCGACGAUGAAGACGACGAUGAGGCCGCUGUCCGAAAAGCCACCCUCGCCCCCGAUCUCCAGCUGCUCCGUACCCGUAUCACAGAGACCACCCGUGUCCUCACCAGCUUCAAGGAGCUCUCCGACCCCUCGCGCUCUCGUGCCGACUACAUCAACUCCCUUCUCAACGACAUCUGCGCCUACUACGGCUACUCGCGCUUCUUGGCCGAGAAGCUCUGGAGACUUUUCACUCCCCAGGAGGCUCUUGCCUUCUUCGACGCCAACGAGACUCCUCGUCCUUUGGUCAUCAGAACAAACACUCUCCGUACUCACCGUCGUGAUCUCGCCCACUCGUUGAUCAACCGUGGUGUCACUCUCGAGCCCGUUGGAAAGUGGAGCAAGGUCGGUCUGCAGGUUUUCGAGUCUCAGGUCCCCUUGGGUGCCACCCCCGAAUAUCUUGCUGGACACUACAUCCUUCAAGCUGCCAGUUCGUUCUUGCCCGUCAUGGCUUUGGCUCCUCAAGAGAACGAGCGUGUCCUGGAUAUGGCCGCCGCUCCUGGUGGUAAAACAACAUACGCCGCUGCUCUGAUGCGCAACACUGGUGUCAUCUUCGCCAACGAUGCCAGCAAAGUUCGUGCCAAGGGUCUGAUCGGUAACAUUCACCGUCUCGGUGUGAAGAACACCAUCGUAUGCCACUACUCCGCUCUCGAGUUCCCCAAGGUCAUGGGUGGCUUCGACAGAGUCCUUCUUGAUGCUCCUUGCUCCGGUACUGGUGUCAUUGCCAAGGAUCAAAGUGUCAAGACCAACAAGACUGAGGCUGAUUUCCUGCGUCUGCCCCAUCUCCAGAAGCAGCUUUUGCUUGCCGCAAUUGACUCGGUAGAUCAUGCAUCAAAGACUGGUGGUUACAUUGUCUACUCAACAUGUAGUGUCACUGUCGAAGAGAACGAACAAGUUGUCCAGUACGCCUUGAACAGACGCCCCAACGUCAAGCUUGUCAGCACUGGUCUUGUCUUUGGUAAGGAGGGCUUCACCAGCUUCAUGGGCAAGAAAUUCCACCCUAGCUUGAAGGAGACCAGAAGAUACUACCCCCAUGCCUACAACGUUGACGGUUUCUACGUCGCCAAGUUCAAGAAGGUUGGCCCUACACCCGCCAACGCUGUCAAGGCACAAGGCUCAGAGGAGCAGAAGCAGAACGUGAAGAAGGAUGGAGACGAAGAGAUCAUUGACAGAACUCCCAUCAGCGAGGAGGCUGAGAACGACGAGUUCGGUGGCUUCUCGGACUCAGAGGAUGAUGCAAUUAUCCAACGUGCUCGCGCAAAACAGCUCAAGAAGAAGGGCAUUGACCCUAAAGCCACAAAGGCCGCCAAGAAGCCCAAGGAGAAGGAAGUCACAUCUGAGCAGCCCAACGCCGAGGACCAAAUAGAGGAGAAGGCAGUCAAGUCACCAUCGGGUACAAAGAGCCCCAAGGUGGCCGAGAAGCCUGUCAAAGACGGUGUCAGCGAGGUCGGUGGACAUGCUGUGGGCACCUCAACAGAGGCUCAAAGCAAGAAGGAGAGGAGGAGUUUGAACAAGGCAGGCAAGAAGGCAAAGGCCAGCUCCAAGGCUAAAUAG